AUGGUGUCGGAGGGUUACCCUGGCGAAGACAGCGGCUCGUCGUCGACGACACACCGUCGAAAUGUCGCUCCGUUUCAAAAAGUCCCCAGUAAAACAGAAGUUGCUAAGCUGGUACUCAAUAAACCAGACCAACACGCUUCCUCCUCCGCGUUACCGUCAGCAGCAGGAAAAUCUGAUCCGGAAGGAGCAGCAUCACCUAGAGAAACAUCAGGUCGUCCUCGCGUCUCGCUAUUAACUACGUGUAUUGUUCUGUUCGGGCCGUCGCUGAUUCUCCUGGCCAUUCUCAACAUCUCCGCCAGCUACGACCGUGAGAAGCUCCUCCGCCAGUCCAGCGCGGAGCUUGCGCGGAAGCAGCUGAUGCGCCAGCAGCGCGGACAUCCGGGAACCAGCGGCGCGAAACACGGCGGGAAUGGCGCCGGUUCUUACGAAAAUUCCAGGCGCUCGGACCAGGGGAAAGGGGAAGGAUGGACGCGAGGGGGAGCGGGGGGAAGGUUGAUCGGGGGAGGACGUGGGGGAGGAGCUGUUAGGCGGAAACCAUUUCUUUCUCCCCCGCCUCAGGCAAAGCUGAAUAAGAGGCUUUGGCAGCAGGUGCAGAAGCAAGGGGUGUUUUUACCGGAUGCUGACCUGGAAGGGGGUAACAUGCGCCACAUCGGAUCAAUAUCCAAUCCCUGCCUCACAAAACGGCCGUUUCUGCAGCGGGCCUAUCAGGAGCCGCCACCUGUCUCGGGCGCUCCCAUUGGCCAGCACCGGUUCGUCAUGGCGGGUGGUUACCGCAUCGGUGCUAACCAGUUUGCGGCUGUGGGUCACUCGCUGCGUGAUCUAAAGGAAGAGGGAGGAAGCGGGGCCAGCAAGUGCUACUGGAUAGCACUGGAUGGGGGGUACGCAGAGGGCAGAGUGAGGGUAAUUUACCCUGCGGAGCACCACUGGCUGCUGUACGAGACUGCCAUUUACGAGUGUACUCUGCUGGUCAACAGCACGGGCACCACUGGAGGAUCUGCGAUUCUCAUGCUAGACGAGCAGGCAGUGGUGAUGCACGAGGAGGGGCAGGACGAGUUUGCCAUCGAUGCACCUCCCCCCUACCACCUGGCAUUCUGCUCCUACCCCAUGUACCGCCACCUCAACCCCAAGACCAUCCAGGAGUGGCUGCAGAUAGCCCUGCAUUACCUGGGCGUGGAGUAUUUUGUUCUCAACGACGGUGCUUCUAUCGUCGAAGACGUAUAUGAGGUCCUGGAACCGUACAUGGCAGCGGGGAUGAUGGAGAUAUUGGACAUGCGGGGAGGGUACAAAUAUGAGUCCAAGCAGAACGUGCUUGUAUUGAAUAACUGUCUUUAUCGAAUGAAAUUUGUCUCCAAGUGGGUGUUUUUUGCCGAUUUCGACGAGUUUCUCUACAUUCAGCCGCCCCAGACCCUUAAAGGGUUGCUGCACGAGCACUCUAACGCACCUUACAUCACCUUCGGCAGCCUCUGGUGGUCCAUUGAACGCUGCCGCCCUCAGCCCCCAUCGGAUCACUUUUAUCUCGAGCGAAUGCCCUUCCACUGGCCACACAUCUACUGCAUAGGGCCCAAGAAUGCGGAGCUUGCCGACGAGGUUCCGUCGAGGCAGGUUCAGAUGUCAGCUCUCGCAGGGAGCAGCUCUGCGCGGCCAUUCGACAUCCUCGUUAUAGGCGGCGGCGCUACUGGCGCUGGCGUGGCCUUGGACGCUGCUGCACGCGGCCUCCACGUGGCGAUGGUGGAGCGAGACGACUUCAGUUGUGGCACAUCCUCUAGAAGCACUAAGCUCGUUCAUGGAGGCGUUCGUUACCUCGAAAAGGCUUUCCUUCGCAGAGAUCUCGCCCAGCUUCGCCUCGUGAACGAAGCCCUGGCGGAGCGAGGCAUUCUGAUUCGCAACGCUCCGCACCUGGUCUGGCCGUUACCCACGCUCACGCCGUGCUAUCAUUGGUGGGAGGUGCCCUACUACUGGGUCGGGCUUAAAGCGUAUGAUAUUAUAGCGGGGAAGAAAGUGCUUUACAUGUCCCGCGUGGUCACGGCAGCGGAGGCUACUGGGAUGGUUCCGACGCUUGCACACAAGGCCCGAGACGGCCGUACGCUGAAAGCUGGAGUGCUGUAUUACGAUGGGCAGAUGGACGACGCUCGGCUGAACCUCGCGCUCGCCACCACGGCAGCGCGCGCAGGCGCUGUUGUGCUCAACCACGCGAGCGUGUCCGCGUUAAAGACAGACCCGACUGGGCGAGUUGAGGGCGCUGUGGUGAAGGACGAGCUGACGGGGAAGCAGGUGGAUGUGCGCGCCAAAGUGGUGGUGAACGCCACAGGCGCUUACUGUGACAGCGUUCGCCGUAUGGCGGAUCCCAACACUCCUCUCGCCGUCCUGGCUUCCUCCGGCUCCCACGUCGUUCUCCCCGACUUCUACCUGGGAGCCGCCUCUGGCAGCACGUCAGGUGCGGGGGCAGGCACCGCCAGCGGCAGCGGCGGCGGCGGCGGAAACGUGGGUCUGCUUAUACCGAAGACGGCGGACGGGAGGGUGAUGUUCAUGCUGCCGUGGCUGGGGCGGGUGGUGGCUGGAACGACAGAUGCGCCUUCCGAGGUGGUGGAUGUGCCUGUUCCCACGGAGAAGGAGGUUCAGUUCAUCGUGGAUACGCUCAGCAACUACCUGGAUGUGGAUGUGAGUGAUUGGGAUUUGAUUCCGUUGUGGUGGCUGGGGAGGGUGGUGGCUGGAACGACAGAUGCGCCUUCGGAGGUGGUGGAUGUGCCUGUUCCCACGGAGACGGAGGUUCAGUUCAUCGUGGAUACUCUCAGCAACUACCUGGAUGUGGAUGUGCGCAAGGAAGAUGUCUUGUCUGUCUGGGGCGGGCUCCGCCCUCUCCUGCGGAAAGGGCUCAAAACGAAAACACCCGCGCAAGAAGAGGGUAAACCCGAGGGAGGCACGGCAGGAGCAGGGAAGCCGGAAGAGGUUGAGACAGAGGAGGGGAAGCAGACGGAAGGGAGCAAGGCAGAUACAUCGAAUGUGGUCCGAGAGCACACUGUGAUGGUGGAGGGAGGUACUCUGGUUACAGUCACAGGCGGCAAGUGGACCACUUACAGGAGCAUGGCAGAGGACACGGUCAACACAGCCAUCCGAGUCGGCAACCUCACAGCACCAACCACCACCAACCCCACCAAUCCAUCAACCAGCACCAGCAGCACCACCAGCAGCAGCAGCGGCAGCAGCAGCGCUCUCGCCCUGCCCCCCAGCGUCACGGAGCAUCUGCCCCUCACAGGAGCGGCUGGCUUCACCACGGCCCUCUUCUCCCAGCUGGCGCAGAAUGCCGAUGUACUGCGGGUGGCUCCUGACCGUCGGAUCCUGCCGUACCGGCUGGAUUCUGCGGUGGUGUACCACCUGGUGCGGUCGUAUGGGACAAAUGCGAGCAAAGUGAAGGAGAUUGCAACUACUGAGCUUUUGGCUGAGCGCCUUGCUCCUGGUUUCCCCGACAUCGAGGCUGAAGUAAUCUUCGCUGCCCGUAACGAGUUUUGCGAGACUGCAGCAGACUUCCUGUGCCGCCGAUCUCCAAACGGUAACGUUAACGUUGACGAAGCUCCUGUGGACGCGUUCGGAAACCUGGAAGAUCUGAUCGUCGAGGAGAGCUCAUCGUCUGCUGAUGCGGCUGCGGCUGCCGCGGGCGGUGCUGAUUGGAUCCUGAGCUUGGAUCUGACGGACGAGACAAGCCUGAUUGCCGAGGCCAAUCUGGUUGACGAGUUGACUGCCGUUGAGCUGACUGCAGGGGAUCUGACUGCGACCGAGCUUGCGGCGAACGACGUGGGCCAGAUUGCAGUGAAACCGGACUUUGGGAAGGAGACUCGCGUGAUUCUUGAGAGCAAACUCAGCGAUGCAUGCCUUGGCGAUGCGCUCGGCGAUGCGCUCGGCGAUGCUGGCGACUUCCUUCUCGAUGCGUUCCAUGCUACUGGUGGCGACGUCGAUUUCUCGUCGCUGGACGUCGCAGGCGACGAGUUCCCGGAGUUUCUUGUCGAACCCGCCUUGGGAAACCACGUCGCGUCGCAGCCUGAGGUGACACCUCAGCAAUGCCACGUGGCGAACCCCCCUCCGCCGCCGGCGCUGCAGCCAAUGCGCAUCUCUCUGCUGCAGUUGCCCCCUGGUCUCGUUCUGCGCCGGUGUGGCGGCAGCGGAACGCAAAUCCCCUCCGCUCCUGCUGCUCUUGUCGCUCCGUCUGCUGCUCCUGUCGCUCCGUCUGCUGCUCCUGGUGCUGCUGUUGCUAUGUCCCAAGAGCGACUGACCCCUGUCGAAGCCCCUCUCGGAAAGCGGAAGCGGGAUCUCGCGUUUUCACCAACAUCAAGCUACGAAUUCCAACAGCAGCAGCAGCAGCCCCAGCAGCAGCCGCAGCAGCAACAGGAGCUGGACCAGGAGCAGCAGCAGCAGCAGCCAUCCAAAGUUAGGCGCGUGGAUCCUCCUUCCCCUGCUUCCGCGGUUUUAGCAGCAAAUGAAGAGCUGGACGUCGACUCGGGAUCAGAAGAGGGGGGUCUUUGGGAGGCUCUGGAGAAGCAGUUGAAACCCGCCACGUCAGAUGAAACGCCGUGUCAGUGCCUGGCGUGUCAGUGCAAGUCAGAGGAGGACCGGAUGUUCCUGCUGACCGGGAAGCGGACGGCGAAAGCUGGUGCUGGUGCUGCUGGGAGUAGAAAACGGUCCGGAUCGAAGAGGAAAGGCCGUUCUUUGGCUGAAGGGAAUGGUGGAGAUGCUAUGGCCGAUGUUAACGAAAUUCUGGGGGAGCUUGCACAGAUUCCGCUGCUGCUGGAUGUAACAGAUCUUCCAGAACUUCCGGAAGGAGAUUUGGGUGAAUGUAAUACGUUCUGGGAAGGAGCUGAUGUGGCAGUGGUUGGAGGUGAUGGUGGUGAUGGUGGUGAUUGUAGGUUGGAGGAAGUGGAAGGAAAGCACUGCUCUGGAUUUGGAAAGCGGUUGAGUCAAAUGGAUGUGACUGAAGUGGUGGAGCAGUGCAGGGUGUGGCUGCAUGAGGCACUACAGAGCCCUGGGUGUGACUCUAUUGAUGUAGACUUCUGCUUGAAGGUGGUGGGAGAAGUGAAGGGAGAGGUGGAGGGAGCCAAGCCGAUGGAGCUUGUGUUAGGGGAUGGAGUUCCUCUUGAGUGCUCCAUUGAGUAG
This is a messenger RNA of Closterium sp. NIES-65, 5142 nucleotides long. NCBI's taxonomy places the organism in Eukaryota, Viridiplantae, Streptophyta, Zygnematophyceae, Desmidiales, Closteriaceae. The record is from the annotation of a GenBank genome assembly.